Molecule: messenger RNA, 2964 nt
Organism: Arabidopsis thaliana (thale cress)
Lineage: Eukaryota; Viridiplantae; Streptophyta; Magnoliopsida; Brassicales; Brassicaceae
Gene: SGS3
Product: XS domain-containing protein / XS zinc finger domain-containing protein-like protein
Exons: 4
Coding region: 714-2219 (501 amino acids)
Biological process (GO): regulatory ncRNA-mediated gene silencing; defense response to virus
Cellular component (GO): perinuclear region of cytoplasm
Source: RefSeq, marked reviewed
GCAAGACAUGUUUACGUUGACAAACAAACAAAAAUUAAGCAAGUCAUGUUCGUAGCAAUAAAUUAAUAGUGGGAACAAUUAAGUUAAGCGAAAAAGGAAAAAAAAAGGUACAAAAAUGAAAACAAAAUCAAACUGAAUGAAAAUUUGGAGUCCAGAAUCGGAAAAACGAGGCCGUUUUAGAGCUUAAUAAGCUUCCUCAUUUGUCUCUUCUUCGUCAGUUUAUUUUCUUCCUCCGGAGUCCUGACUCACUACUCUCACUCUCCGGCGCUUUAAACUUACGUUCUCCGUCGUUUACUCUGUAAGUUUUCUGCCUUAGAGCCUCCGAUCGCCUCACCGCAUGCAUUCUGUGCUCGAUUUCUCUUUUUCUUCGCUGGAAAAAUUGCCCUAAUGUUCUCGAUUUCGAAGGUUUUUGUGCUAUGGGUUACUUUUUUCCCUAUAUUUUAUAGUUCUUAGGUAACGAUACCUGCGUCUUACUGUUUUUGUUCAUUUUGUUGUGCUUUCACCGUUUAGUCGCUGAUCGGAGUAUUUGACUGUGAAAAAUCCUUCGUUUUUUGGUUUUUGUUUCAUAUAAAUCGGAUUGAUCUACCUUUUGUGCUUUGAUGUUUGUUUUUUGAGCCUAUGCGUUGUUGGCUUGUUAUAACUUCACGUUCAUGUGUGGAUUUUGAGAUUUUGGUAGUGACUGUGGGUUUCUUUGGUGGCUAUAGGUUGUAAAAAUGAGUUCUAGGGCUGGUCCAAUGUCUAAGGAAAAGAACGUUCAGGGUGGUUAUAGGCCUGAGGUUGAACAGUUGGUUCAAGGUUUGGCAGGGACGAGACUGGCUUCUUCACAAGAUGAUGGAGGAGAGUGGGAGGUCAUUUCCAAGAAGAACAAGAACAAACCAGGAAACACUUCUGGAAAAACUUGGGUUUCUCAGAAUUCGAAUCCUCCUAGAGCUUGGGGUGGUCAGCAGCAAGGGAGAGGUAGCAACGUAUCUGGGAGAGGAAACAAUGUAUCCGGGAGAGGUAACGGCAAUGGUCGGGGCAUUCAAGCUAACAUAUCUGGUCGGGGACGAGCGUUGAGCAGAAAGUAUGAUAACAACUUUGUGGCACCCCCACCUGUAUCUCGCCCUCCUUUGGAAGGAGGAUGGAAUUGGCAGGCAAGAGGAGGUUCUGCUCAGCACACAGCUGUGCAGGAGUUUCCUGACGUGGAGGAUGAUGUGGAUAAUGCUUCUGAGGAAGAGAAUGAUUCCGAUGCUUUGGAUGAUUCUGAUGACGACCUUGCAAGUGAUGAUUAUGACUCGGAUGUGAGUCAAAAGAGCCAUGGAUCACGAAAGCAGAAUAAGUGGUUCAAAAAGUUCUUUGGCAGCUUGGAUAGCUUGUCGAUCGAGCAGAUAAAUGAACCACAGAGGCAGUGGCAUUGUCCAGCUUGUCAGAACGGACCUGGUGCCAUCGAUUGGUAUAACCUGCACCCUCUACUAGCUCAUGCGAGGACAAAAGGAGCUAGGCGAGUUAAGCUCCAUAGAGAAUUGGCUGAAGUUUUAGAAAAGGAUCUACAGAUGAGAGGCGCAUCUGUCAUUCCUUGUGGUGAGAUUUAUGGGCAGUGGAAGGGUUUGGGUGAGGAUGAAAAGGAUUAUGAAAUUGUCUGGCCUCCAAUGGUCAUCAUCAUGAAUACUAGACUGGAUAAGGACGAUAACGAUAAGUGGCUCGGCAUGGGCAACCAAGAGCUGCUGGAAUACUUCGACAAGUAUGAGGCUCUUAGAGCACGCCAUUCCUAUGGUCCACAGGGCCAUCGUGGGAUGAGUGUUCUGAUGUUUGAGAGCAGUGCCACUGGCUAUUUGGAGGCCGAACGCCUCCACCGGGAGUUAGCUGAGAUGGGGUUAGAUAGAAUUGCCUGGGGUCAGAAGCGCAGUAUGUUUUCUGGAGGUGUUCGCCAACUGUAUGGCUUCCUUGCAACGAAGCAAGAUCUGGACAUAUUCAAUCAACACUCUCAAGGCAAAACAAGGCUGAAAUUCGAGUUGAAAUCAUACCAAGAGAUGGUUGUAAAGGAGCUGAGGCAGAUCUCUGAGGACAAUCAGCAGCUGAACUACUUUAAGAACAAGCUCUCAAAACAGAACAAGCACGCCAAGGUGCUUGAGGAAUCUCUGGAAAUUAUGAGCGAGAAGCUGCGUAGAACUGCAGAGGAUAAUCGGAUCGUGAGACAGAGAACUAAGAUGCAGCAUGAACAGAACAGGGAAGAGGUAUGAUUUUUCCUAGAAAAUCACAAACUUGACAUUUUGUAUUACCUACUGAUUCACAUUUUUGAUUAUAUUGUCCAACAAAAAACCUGUGGUGGUUUGAAGAUGGAUGCACACGACAGGUUUUUCAUGGAUUCAAUCAAACAGAUCCAUGAAAGAAGAGACGCAAAGGAGGAGAAUUUCGAGAUGUUGCAGCAGCAGGAACGUGCCAAGGUUGUUGGCCAGCAGCAGCAGAACAUUAAUCCCUCUAGCAAUGACGAUUGCCGAAAGAGAGCUGAGGAAGUGUCAAGCUUCAUCGAGUUUCAAGAGAAAGAGAUGGAGGAGUUUGUGGAAGAGAGGGAGAUGCUGAUAAAAGAUCAAGAGAAGAAGAUGGAAGACAUGAAGAAGAGGCAUCACGAGGAGAUAUUUGAUCUGGAGAAAGAAUUUGAUGAGGCUUUGGAACAGCUCAUGUACAAGCAUGGCCUUCACAAUGAAGAUGAUUGAGACAAAAGUCUGGUACACAAGACAAGACUAAGUUUCUUUGUUUUGCUUUUGGUAUGUCGGAAAGUAGGAGAUCUGAGAGACUCCAUUUAAAUACUAGGACAAAUCUAAGGAGAUUAUAGAUUAUUAUCCUCCAAUUUUUAGUAGACGGAUCUAAGGAAGCAUUAAGUUCUUGUGACUAAAACCAAGUUUCCUUAGUAUUUUGUUUUUUUUUGGUAAAAUUUCAUAUGAAAGUUAGACAUAUUACCAAACGUCAGAGUGAAUCACAGAAUGG